AUGGCUGGGAUUUUCUAUUUCGUCCUCUUUUCGUUUCUUUUUGGGAUUUGUGAAGCUGUCACUGGUUCCAGGGUGUACCCCGCAAAUGAAGUUACUUUAUUGGAUUCCAGAUCUGUUCAGGGAGAACUUGGAUGGAUAGCAAGUCCUCUGGAAGGAGGGUGGGAGGAAGUGAGUAUUAUGGAUGAAAAAAAUACACCAAUCCGAACCUACCAAGUGUGCAACGUGAUGGAACCCAGCCAGAAUAACUGGCUACGAACUGAUUGGAUCACUCGAGAAGGAGCUCAGAGGGUGUAUAUUGAGAUUAAGUUCACCUUGAGGGACUGCAAUAGUCUUCCAGGCGUCAUGGGGACGUGCAAGGAGACAUUUAACCUGUACUACUAUGAAUCAGACAACGACAAAGAGCGUUUCAUCAGAGAGAGCCAGUUUGCCAAAAUUGACACCAUCGCUGCUGAUGAGAGCUUCACCCAAGUGGACAUUGGCGACAGAAUCAUGAAGUUGAAUACCGAGAUCCGGGAUGUAGGGCCGUUGAGCAAAAAGGGGUUUUACCUGGCUUUUCAGGAUGUGGGGGCCUGCAUUGCCCUAGUAUCGGUCCGCGUGUUCUAUAAAAAGUGUCCACUUACAGUUCGCAAUCUGGCCCAGUUUCCAGACACCAUAACAGGGGCUGAUACAUCUUCCCUGGUUGAAGUUCGAGGCUCCUGUGUCAACAACUCAGAAGAGAAGGAUGUGCCAAAAAUGUACUGUGGGGCAGAUGGUGAAUGGCUGGUACCCAUUGGCAACUGCCUAUGCAAUGCUGGGCAUGAGGAGCGGAGUGGAGAAUGCCAAGCUUGCAAAAUUGGAUAUUACAAGGCUCUCUCCACGGAUGCCACCUGUGCCAAGUGCCCGCCCCACAGCUACUCUGUCUGGGAAGGAGCCACCUCGUGCACCUGUGACCGAGGCUUUUUCAGAGCUGACAAUGAUGCUGCCUCUAUGCCCUGCACCCGCCCACCAUCUGCUCCCCUCAACUUGAUUUCAAAUGUCAAUGAGACAUCAGUGAACUUGGAAUGGAGCAGUCCUCAGAACACAGGUGGUCGCCAGGACAUCUCCUACAAUGUGGUAUGCAAGAAAUGUGGAGCUGGUGACCCCAGCAAGUGCCGGCCCUGCGGAAGUGGGGUCCACUACACCCCACAGCAGAAUGGCCUGAAGACCACCAGAGUCUCCAUCACGGACCUCCUAGCUCAUACCAAUUACACAUUUGAAAUCUGGGCAGUGAAUGGAGUGUCCAAAUACAACCCCAGUCCGGACCAAUCAGUGUCUGUCACUGUGACAACAAACCAAGCAGCACCAUCAUCCAUUGCUUUGGUCCAGGCUAAAGAAGUCACAAGAUACAGUGUGGCACUGGCUUGGUUGGAACCAGAUCGGCCCAAUGGGGUAAUCUUGGAGUAUGAAGUCAAGUAUUAUGAGAAGGAUCAGAACGAGCGAAGCUAUCGUAUAGUUCGGACAGCUGCCAGGAACACGGAUAUCAAAGGCCUGAACCCUCUGACUUCCUAUGUUUUCCACGUGCGAGCAAGGACAGCAGCUGGCUAUGGAGACUUCAGUGAGCCCUUGGAGGUCACAACUAACACAGUGCCUUCCCGGAUCAUUGGAGAUGGGGCCAACUCCACAGUCCUUCUGGUUUCUGUCUCAGGCAGUGUGGUGCUAGUGGUCAUUCUCAUCGCAGCUUUUGUCAUCAGCCGGAGACGGAGUAAAUACAGUAAAGCAAAACAAGAAGCGGAUGAAGAGAAACAUUUGAAUCAAGGUGUUAGAACUUACGUGGAUCCCUUUACAUAUGAAGAUCCCAACCAAGCAGUUCGAGAAUUUGCCAAAGAAAUCGACGCAUCCUGCAUUAAGAUUGAAAAAGUUAUAGGAGUUGGUGAAUUUGGUGAAGUAUGCAGUGGGCGUCUCAAAGUGCCUGGCAAGAGAGAGAUCUGUGUGGCCAUCAAGACUCUGAAGGCUGGUUAUACAGACAAACAGAGGAGAGACUUCCUGAGUGAAGCUAGCAUCAUGGGACAGUUUGACCACCCAAACAUCAUUCACUUGGAAGGCGUGGUCACAAAAUGUAAACCAGUAAUGAUCAUAACAGAGUACAUGGAGAAUGGCUCUUUGGAUGCAUUCCUCAGGAAGAAUGAUGGCAGAUUUACAGUCAUUCAGCUGGUGGGCAUGCUUCGUGGCAUUGGGUCUGGAAUGAAGUAUUUAUCUGAUAUGAGCUAUGUGCAUCGUGAUCUCGCUGCACGGAACAUCCUGGUUAAUAGCAACUUGGUCUGCAAAGUGUCUGAUUUUGGCAUGUCCCGAGUGCUCGAGGAUUUUUCAAAGGCAGGAGGCAGCACAAGUGGUGGCAAGAUUCCUAUCCGGUGGACUGCGCCAGAAGCAAUUGCCUAUCGUAAAUUCACAUCAGCAAGUGAUGUAUGGAGCUAUGGAAUCGUUAUGUGGGAAGUGAUGUCGUAUGGAGAGAGACCGUAUUGGGAUAUGUCCAAUCAAGAUGUGAUUAAAGCCAUUGAGGAAGGCUAUCGGCUACCCCCUCCAAUGGACUGCCCCAUCGCGCUCCACCAGCUGAUGCUAGACUGCUGGCAGAAAGAGAGAAGCGACAGGCCGAAAUUUGGGCAGAUUGUCAACAUGUUGGACAAACUCAUCCGCAACCCCAACAGCUUGAAGAGGACAGGGACGGAGAGCUCCCGACCUAACACUGCCUUGUUGGAUCCAAGCUCCCCCGAAUUCUCUGCAGUGGUAUCAGUGGGCGAUUGGCUCCAGGCCAUUAAAAUGGACCGAUAUAAGGAUAACUUCACAGCUGCUGGUUAUACCACACUAGAGGCUGUGGUGCACAUGAACCAGGAUGACCUGGCAAGAAUUGGCAUCACGGCCCUCACGCACCAGAACAAGAUUUUGAGCAGCGUCCAGGCGAUGCGAACCCAAAUGCAGCAGAUGCACGGCAGGAUGGUUCCUGUCUGAGCCAGUAC
This is a messenger RNA of Propithecus coquereli (Coquerel's sifaka), 2969 nucleotides long. RefSeq names its product EPH receptor A4 (gene EPHA4). Gene Ontology annotation, molecular function: transmembrane-ephrin receptor activity; ATP binding; protein binding. The transcript is spliced from 18 exons. Bases 1 to 2961 code for a protein of 986 amino acids. The record is from RefSeq and is a predicted model, not a curated record. Gene Ontology annotation, cellular component: plasma membrane; neuron projection. NCBI's taxonomy places the organism in Eukaryota, Metazoa, Chordata, Mammalia, Primates, Indriidae. Gene Ontology annotation, biological process: cell surface receptor protein tyrosine kinase signaling pathway; protein phosphorylation; axon guidance.